Molecule: messenger RNA, 1240 nt
Organism: Arachis ipaensis
Lineage: Eukaryota; Viridiplantae; Streptophyta; Magnoliopsida; Fabales; Fabaceae
Product: receptor-like protein kinase At3g21340
Biological process (GO): protein phosphorylation
Molecular function (GO): protein kinase activity; ATP binding
Source: RefSeq, a predicted model, not a curated record
AGCAUCAAUUGCAGGGAUAUUGAUGCUUUUAGUGAUUGCAGAAGCAGUUAUAAUCUUUCGCCAAAGAAAGCGAUAUGCUGCUGCUAGGAACAUUAUUCUUGGGAAGCGUGGUAGUUCAAUUAAGGGGUCAGGAUUGGAAUCGAAGCAACGACAAUACUCAUUUAAUGAGAUUGUUAAGAUGACCAACAACUUUGAUAGGAUUCUUGGCAGAGGUGGAUUCGGAACAGUUUACCACGGCUUUAUUGAGGACAUUCACGUGGCUGUCAAGAUGCUUUCCCUAUCAUCAGUGCAAGGAUAUCAGCAAUUUAUUGCAGAGGUUAAGCUUCUAAUGAGAGUACAUCACCGAAAUCUGACUUCUCUUAUUGGUUACUGCAAUGAAGAAACUAAUAUAGGACUCAUCUAUGAAUACAUGGCAAAUGGAAACUUAGACGAACAUCUUUCGAGAAAAAACAACAGGGAAAAGUCCUUGAAUUGGGAAGAUAGACUUCGAAUAGCAUUGGAUGCAGCCCAAGGAUUGGAAUAUCUGCAUAAUGGUUGUAAGCCACCCAUAGUCCACAGAGAUGUAAAAUGCACAAAUAUUCUAUUAGAUGAAAACUUGCAUGCCAAACUUGCUGAUUUUGGAUUAUCCAAAUGCUUUGCUGCUGACGGGGAUACACAUGUAUCAACAAUUGCUGCCGGAACUCCAGGCUACCUUGAUCUUGAAUAUACGACAUCAAACAGGUUGACAGAAAAAAGUGAUGUGUAUAGUUUUGGAGUAGUUCUUUUAAGGAUAAUCACAGGUCAAUCGGUUAUAAUAGUAAGGGAAGAUACAGCUUAUCAUAUAAGUCAGCGGGUUAACUCUAUGGUUGCUGAAGGGGAUAUAACAAAAGUUGUUGAUUCAAGGAUACAAGGAGAUUUUGACAGAAACUCUGCAUGGAGAGCGGUUGAAAUAGCAAUGGCCUCUUUGUCUGUCACUUCGGCGGAAAGACCAUACAUGAGAGAUAUAGUGACACACUUGAAGGACUGUUUGGCUGCAGAGUUAGCCCGUAAACAUAAUUUUUGUGACCUUCAAAAUGAAGAUUCAGUUGAACAGUUCAGUGUGAAUUUAAUUAGUACUGAUAUGACUCCAUCAGCUAGAUAGGUUAUGAUAAUUAAUACUUGUACUAGAAAUAAAAUAGCUUGAAAAUUGUGGUGCAUUUUAAGUUUAUUUUGUUGUAAUAAUGUAUUUUAGCUUCUUAAACUAUUUUGUCGUUUGAUGUGU